This is a messenger RNA of Drosophila bipectinata, 5085 nucleotides long. RefSeq names its product Suppressor of Triplolethal (gene Su(Tpl)). Gene Ontology annotation, cellular component: transcription elongation factor complex. Gene Ontology annotation, molecular function: cis-regulatory region sequence-specific DNA binding. NCBI's taxonomy places the organism in Eukaryota, Metazoa, Arthropoda, Insecta, Diptera, Drosophilidae. The record is from RefSeq and is a predicted model, not a curated record. Gene Ontology annotation, biological process: positive regulation of transcription elongation by RNA polymerase II; snRNA transcription by RNA polymerase II; transcription elongation by RNA polymerase II.
GUCACAUUUCAUUUUUCGUUUUGUUGCUUGGACGUGGCAGCCAUGACGUGAUUUCUGAGUUUUUGUUAAACCACUUACAUUAUUAAAACUAGAAAAAACUGUAAUUUAGGGGAAUACGUGCAUUACUCGUCAUAGCGGCGGCUCCGUUUUAGUGCAAAGAAAGAAAUCCAGUGCGUAACCUGUCUGAGAAGUGUGUGCAAAAACCUGAAUUUACCACAAAUAUUGUUGUAGAGUGAAAAUAGGAUCAAUAAGUAACAUAACAAUUACCAGAAACGCAACGAAAUUGGAACAAAACGGAGCAGCAGUCACCGAAAAGCAACAAAUACCAACAACAACAACAUCGCCUGAAACAAGUACGCAAAAAAAUGCCUAAAACCAAAACGUGAUUUUCUGACUAAACAUAGUCACACUUUUGUAGACAAAUUUUGGACGCACAGCAGCAGUGGAAAUCCAAAAAAAAAAAAAAAAAUACCACACCGGAACGGCAGCUUACGUCCUAAAAUAAAUAUUAUUUUCACUGUUGAUUCCUCAUCGAUUUUCCGAUAACAGUCCCAGUGCUGUUAGGUUAGGUGCGCUUUUCAACACUGCAUCGCGAGCAGCGAGAGCUAGCGAGCAUAACAGCUGAUUCACACUGUCAUUGUGGAGGCGGCGACAGCGAGACCAAGAGCGCUGAGAGAGAGCAUCAUAAACUACUACGUGUGACGUGGUGGGGGCAUACAGGUGGCAAAACAGCUGUUCCAACAGCAAAAGCAACACAGGGGAAGCAACAAGAAAAUCGUAUUUACUAGAAAAACUAUCCAUUAUACAAUCUAGAAUCGGAAGCAGAUACAUAGAGAGGGAGAGAGAGAGUUAGAUUAACAGACACAUACACAAACAAGCAAAAAAUCAACAACAACAACUAUAACAACUACAACAAGAUUCGAAAAAAAAACCCAAAGAGCGAAAGAGAGAGAGAGAGGAAUAUCCAGGCAGCUUCCUUCCGGACUUGAAACACUUCCAGGCCGUGUGCUUCCCCCCGUCCUCUACCUUCCCAUACACCAAAACACCAUAUACCAUACCCUUCCAGGCCAUCCGUCGCCAAUACAUCCUCCAUAGAGAUCUGUACAAGCAACACUUCCUCCAGUGGGUAUAGCACUUCCUCCAUAUCCAGAUCCAGAUCCGUUGGGUGUAUCUAUUGCGAUCUGAUUGGCGGCUAGCUGCGAGCACGUUAUGACCAAUUCGAUUGCGUCGACGAAAUGCCUGCCCAAUGCACUCUCGACCGGCAACUAUGGAAUGUCCCAAAGACACCGCUACACCGACGAUAGCAAGGAGUACAUUAUCGUCAAGCUCACCGACUCAGCCUUCCGUGCGAUCGAGGAGUAUCAGCGCGAUGAUCAUGCCAAGCGCCUGCCGCCCGGCCAGCGGGCCAAGAUCCAGUUUAGUGGCAACGAAGGCGUCAUCCAGUUCCCGCGAUCGUCAUCAGAUGCUAAUGGCCACCACAACAACCCUAGUGCUAAUGGCAACGGCAACGGCAACACUGGCGGCGACGGAGGUCGCAAGUUCCUCUUUACCAUUAACAACAUGGAGGGAACGCUCGAGUGCGUCCAACAGCAGCAACAGAAUCUUGGUGUCCUCGGCGCCGUCACACUGCGGAUGCGGAUCCAUGCGAACGAUGAUGUCUAUGAUACGACGCGCACAAAAAUGGCCAUUGCCGAGGAGACGGAGAAGAGCAAGUGCAUACGGGAGAUCAAGCCGAACCAGUCGGAUAUCGGGCGUAAGGUGAAGAAGCCGCCGUCCAUGGUGAGCAGCAACACGACCUCCUCCUCCUCCUCCUUGUCCAGCUUUUCCUCCUCCAACAUCGCCAACUCCAACUCCAAUUCUGGUUCGACGACGACGGCAUUUCAUCAUCACAACAGCAACAACAGCAACAACAACAACAACAGUGGGAUCAACAACAACAACAGCAGCAAUAGUUUUAAUAGCAACAACCAUAGUCGUAAGUUAGGUUCAUCGCCAUUUAAUGGUCUAGGCGUAGGAUUGGGAGGCGGCUCCGCCAACUCCUCCAACUCCUCCUCCUCUGCGUAUGCAUCGCGCUCCCCCAAUCCCAGCAUGCUGGGCGCCAGCGGCACAGUCAACGGUACUGGUGGUGGCUCCGCCGCCGGCAGUCGAUAUCAUCAUCAAUACCACGGUGGAGCUGGUGCGGGUGCGGGAGCAGCCUCCUCCCUGGCCUCCACCUUCGCAAGCGGCAUAUCGCAGGGGUACAACCUGAGCGGCAGCUCCCCGAGGGAUUCGGCGCAAGGAGCUACAGCGGCAGGAUCGGCAGGAGGCCAAGGAGCCAAUGGACGCAGCAGAAUGCCGAGCGGAGGCAAUGCAUCCGCCAACAACAAGAGUGCCAACAACAAGUCCUCAGGCGGCAACAAGAUGUCGGAGGUGUCGCGGCGGAACAUCAGGGAGCGACUGGUCCAUCUGCUGGCCCUGAAGGCCUUCAAGAAGCCGGAGCUCUUCGCCCGGCUCAAGAACGAGGGGAUCCGCGACCGGGAACGCAACCAGAUCACCAACAUACUCAUGGACAUCAGUACCAUGUCACACAACACGUACAACCUGCGGCGCCAGAUGUGGAACGACGUCGACGAGAACUGGCCCUUCUUCAGCGAACAGGAGCUCCAGCAGCUGAAGCGCCGCAAGCCCCAGAACCUGACCCCCCCGAUGAGCUCCGACGCGGGCAGCUCCACCUCCGGCCAGAGUCCCACCUCGACGCACACCGGCAGUCCACCGCCGCCCUCUUCCAGCGGCGGAGUCGGUGGCGGAGGGCCGGGCUCUGGGGCCGGGGGAGCGGGAAUGAAGCGAACCAGUUUGGAGUACGACGAGACCAUGUUCAGCACUGUCCAGCCCAAGAAGCAGCGCAUCAGUCACUACAAGAAGGACACUCCGCCCUCGAGCACCUUCUACCCCGCCGUCUCCUCCGGGCUGGCCUCCUCGAACUCCUCCCGGAAUCGGUACACGCCGCCCCAACGGCAGCCGGGUCCGCUGGACGAUCACAGCACCGGGGAUCUCAGCUACAAUGUGCUGGAAAACAUGGAGGAGUUCAUGAGCUCCACGGCAGCGGCCACCCAGUCGACUGAGCAGCAGCACCAGCAGCAUCCGCGGAGCAACAGCAGUCGGAGGAGCAGCUCGUCGCUGGGCAGCGGUAACAAUGGCAACAAGGACAAGAGGAACUCGACGGGCAGCAACUCGAGCAGCUCCAGUGGCUACGAGACCCAGCAGGAACGGCAAAGGACCACCACCGCCAUGUCCUCGUCCGGCCGCAACAGCAAUUCCUCGCCCCCGAAGCUGUCGUACAGCUUUGUUCCUGCCGCCGCCUCCUCCUCCUCCUCCUCCUCGUCAUCAUCAGCUCCAGCCGCCGCAUCCUCUUCCUCCUCUUCCAGCAAGCAGAGAUCCCAGCCAGCGACGGCGCAGCACAGCAGUGGGAGCAAGAAGCGGACGAGUCAGAGCAAUGGGGUGAAUGGCCAGCGGCAGAAGAGUUCCAGCAGCUACCAGCAGGUGCCUCCACCCUCGAGAUCCGCCCCCCAGCAUCCGCAGCAGCCACCACCACAUCAUCAGCAAUCCCAGCAGACGCAGCAACCACAACAACAACCACAACCAGAAAGGUAUCCACCGCCGGCACAGCGGGAACACAACAACCAUUACCAUCAGCAGGCCAACAAGCAUCCCUCGCCGACGCAACAGCUGGCGGCGGCGGCCCACGCCUACUCGCAUGCGGCGGCGGAAGCGGACUCGGCCACGCCCCGCUACGACUUCAGCCAGUACGUGCCCAUCCAGACGCUGGAGGUGCGGCGGCGCUACAAGACUGAGUUCGAGAGCGACUACACCGAGUACUGCAACCUGCUGAAGCGGGUGGAGACGGUGCGGAAGCGGUUCCAGGACCUGUCCGAGCGCCUCGAGGGAGCCCGGCGGCACGAGAACGGCUAUGGGGACUAUGACCACAUCAAGCAGACGAUCGUGAGCGAGUACGAGAGGAUCAACAGCGACCACACCAUCCAGGACGAGAAGCAACGCUUCGACUACCUGCACGCCAAGCUGGCCCACAUCAAGCAGCUGGUGAUGGACUACGAUAAGACUUUGAUGAGUGCCACAGCCACUGUUGCCACGGCGACGCCUCCAGCUCCAGCUCCGGCUCCAGAGCCGGUUCGGGAACGGAAACCGAAAUCGAAACCGGAACGGAUAGAGGUGGCGGCCGGGAAGCAUCAGCAGCAUCAGCAGCAGCGGCGACAGCAUCAUGCCGUGGAGACGAUAGAAGCACAUCGCCAGCAGCACCAAGAGCCACCGCCACCACACCACUAUCAGGAACAGCAGCAGCAUCAUCCUCAACAGAAGCAGCAGCAGGAGAGCGACUCGGAGGACAGCUCGGAUAGCUCGGACUCCAAUGAUGAGGACUCCAAUGACGAGGACUGUGAUGAUUCCCACUCCAAUAGCGAUGAGGAGGAGCGCUACUGAUCCACUGAUCCACGGCAGGAACUACUUGGACAACCGCUGAACACCACCACCCCCCCAAAUGUAAAAAGGCCAACCAGAUACCAGAUAUCAGAUACAAGAUACUAGAUGGAAGAAUGGAAGGAACCUAUCUUACAGAUACUACAAACUAUGAUAGUGAAAAUGCUACAAAAAACAACAAAAAAAAACAAACUAAGCAAGAAAAUGGUUCUUAAACUACAAAAUUGUACUAAAAAAACAAAAACCCUCAAAAAAAUGUUGAAAUUAUGUUAACAAAACAAACAAAAAAACUAAAAAAACAAAAAACUUUAAACAAAAAAUACAAAGUUUCGCGUAUAAAUGAUUUUUUAUUAAAAUUUAAGAACGACUGCGGCUAGUGGCUGCUUUCAAAACUUCUAAAUAUAUAUACAUGUGUAUGUAAAUAUAUAAAUAAAAAAUUAAAAUUAUAAAUAAAAAAAUAAAAACUAAAAACUAUAUACCUACGAGGAGAGAUGAAAGCCAGGAGGAGGAAUCACCGGACGAGCCGAGGAGAGUCGAGGAGACAAAAUCAAUAUUUUUUAUGGCAUGAAUGCGAAAACAAAAAAAAAAAACAUUUAUAUACCAAGUUGUAGACUU